Molecule: messenger RNA, 708 nt
Organism: Arabidopsis arenosa
Lineage: Eukaryota; Viridiplantae; Streptophyta; Magnoliopsida; Brassicales; Brassicaceae
Source: the annotation of a GenBank genome assembly
UUCAGUCAUCGCUGCCGCACUAUCGUCUCCUACCUCCUUUGCCUUCAAGCUUUCACGCGGGAGCUCAACAUCAGCCAUGGCGGAACAGACUGAGAAAGCUUUUCUUAAGCAGCCUAAGGUCUUCCUUAGCUCGAAGAAAUCUGGAAAAGGGAAGCGACCUGGAAAAGGUGGAAACCGUUUCUGGAAGAGCAUUGGUUUGGGCUUUAAGACUCCUCGUGAAGCAAUCGAUGGAGCAUACGUUGACAAGAAAUGCCCCUUCACUGGAACUGUUUCCAUUAGAGGUCGUAUCUUAGCUGGUACUUGCCACAGUGCUAAAAUGCAGAGGACCAUUAUUGUGCGAAGGGAUUACCUUCACUUUGUGAAGAAGUAUCAGAGGUAUGAGAAGAGGCAUUCGAACAUUCCUGCUCAUGUAUCUCCAUGCUUCCGUGUUAAGGAAGGAGACCAUAUCAUCAUUGGCCAAUGCAGGCCAUUGUCGAAGACAGUGAGGUUCAAUGUGUUGAAGGUGAUACCAGCUGGGUCUUCUUCUUCUUUUGGAAAGAAGGCAUUCACUGGAAUACAUUAAAUUUUGUUUUACUUUGCUGAAUCUUUUUCAUCCCAAUCUGUGAUCUCUGUUUAAGACCUGAGUUUUGCUACUCUUUCUUAUAAAGUUCGAUAAUCUGGUGUAGAAACCGGUUAGACCGACCAGUCCAAUACAAUACUUUCUAGUUC